AUGCCGUAUUUAACCGUACAAACAAAUGUUGCUGAUAGUCAAGUUACAAAUGAUUUUCUUAAACAACUUAGUGCAAAAGUAGCACAAUCAUUGGGUAAACCUGAAACUUAUGUUGCUGUUCAUGUCGUAGCAGGUCAAAAAUUAUUCUUUUCUGGUACCAAUGAUCCAGCCGCAGUUAUGGAACUUACUUCAAUUGGACUACCAACGAAUAAAACAGCCAGUAUUAGCAAAGAAAUUAUGAGUCUUUUUGAAGAAAAAUUAAAUAUUCAAACAAGUCGAAUCUAUAUUAAAUUUACAAAUAUAGCUGGCAACAUGAUGGGUUGGGAUAAAGGAACAUUUUAA
Rotaria socialis is the source of this 342-nucleotide messenger RNA. The record is from the annotation of a GenBank genome assembly. Lineage: Eukaryota; Metazoa; Rotifera; Eurotatoria; Philodinida; Philodinidae.